GUAUAUAUAAACAGACAGUUUGAUUUAAUUGAGUAAUGCCGCUGCUUUUCAGUGAGACCUUUCCCAGUACUGUAGCUGAAUACUACAUACCAGAAUGGGGUUUACUGAAAGAUUGGUAAUGGUGCUCAUUAGUUUGUUCUAUUGUUCCAUACUAGUAGACUCUUUUCCUGCUGUAUUGACAUAUGAUGGUUUCCCUACAAUUCGUAAGCAGCUUCUGAAUCCGACAGGCCAGCUAACACUACCUGAAACCGCCCUAAUCCAUCCUCCCCAAAUCAACCCGGGUAUCGCUGUUGGUGAGCUCUAUCCUUCUCCCCCACCAUUAGUUGGACCAGCUGCUGUUAUCAGUGACAUGUAUACAAUAGUUGCUCCUCAGAAGCCAAAUGGUCCCGAUAUGGGUGCUGGAAAGCUUUAUUCCAUAUCGCUUCCCCAACAAGUGCUCCAGAAGGGUGUUGGCUUUGCUGACUCUGUUCCCAGACAAAACCCUGUAACUGUGAAGUGCCAUGCAGCAACAAUAGAAGUGAUCGUUAACGCAGACUUGUAUUCCACGGGCACCCUCAUAAAUGGCUCCGAUCUGCGGCUAGGAUUGGAUGCCAUUUCACCAAGCUCUUGCUUUGCUAUAGCUUCUGGGGAGUCAGAAUUCACAAUCCAUGCUGAAUUGAAGGAAUGUGGCACAAAGCUGUGGUUCACGCCAGAUGCCUUGAUUUACACCAACAACCUUAUAUAUUCCCCUGUGCCUUUUGAUGGCGUUAUUCGACUGGAAGGAGUAGUUGUUCCUAUUGAGUGUCACUAUGGAAGGAGGUACAACAUAAGCAAUGAUCUGCAGCCAACUUGGGUUCCCUUCAUUGGUACCAGCUCUGCUGAAGAGAUCCUUGACUUCUCCUUGAUGCUCAUGUCUAGUGACUGGCUUGCUCAAAGGUCCUCUAUUUAUUUCCCUGGGGAAAUAAUGUACUUCGAGGCCUCUGUUCGGGCCGGCCUCAUGUCCCUCCGUGUGUUUGUGGACUACUGCAUAGCCACCUUGGUCCCUGACUGGACCACUCAUCCCCAGUAUUCAUUCAUUGAGAACUAUGGGUGUCUGACUGAUGCCAAGCGGACAGGUUCCUGCUCCCUCUUCCAGCCCCGAUCAGAGGACCACAAGCUUCGAUUCCAGUUGGAAGCUUUCAGGUUCAGCCAGCAAGCUAGCCCUUCGCUGUAUAUUACAUGCCACUUGAAGGCUGUCCCUGUAACAAAUAUGGACUUGACCAAUAAGGCAUGUUCCUUCAUUGAGGACAGCUGGAAGUCUGCAGAUGGAAAUGAUGGGGUGUGCAACACCUGUCAGCUAUACAUGGAAUCCCAGGGUGAUUACUAUGACCAGCCCAAGACCCCUAUGUCUAAUGGUGGUUUGUGGAAGAGGCAAACUGCAAAAAGCAACAUGGCCGAGUGGCAUAAGGCCACAACCGUGGGCCCUGUAGCUAUCCUCCCCUCCCUAGGUGGGGUAUCUACACAUCUGUUAAACCGACAAACCUGCUGGGAUUAUGAAAAGCAGCGGAUUGCCUUGAAUGGAUCGGUUUCAACUACUUCGGCUUCCAUCACAACUGUAGAAGCAUCUGUGGCUCGUUAAAUCAAACGUCUCUCCCGAUGGACUUGACUAGAAGUAGCAUCGAAGGAAAACUUGAUGCAGACUGGAGCAGAACAGGAAUGCUGUUGCUGGUUCAUCUAGCCUUCCCUGCUUAAGUGGCACUGAAUGCAGCUUUUAGAUGUGAUGUCGGUGGCUUGACUGAACAUUAAAGAUCUGACUCUGGCUUAA
Messenger RNA from Paramormyrops kingsleyae, 1783 nucleotides. Its product is annotated as zona pellucida sperm-binding protein 3-like. Gene Ontology annotation, biological process: positive regulation of acrosome reaction; egg coat formation; binding of sperm to zona pellucida. The record is from RefSeq and is a predicted model, not a curated record. Lineage: Eukaryota; Metazoa; Chordata; Actinopteri; Osteoglossiformes; Mormyridae. Gene Ontology annotation, cellular component: extracellular matrix. Gene Ontology annotation, molecular function: acrosin binding.